Messenger RNA from Photinus pyralis (common eastern firefly), 866 nucleotides. RefSeq names its product NADH-quinone oxidoreductase subunit B 2-like. NCBI's taxonomy places the organism in Eukaryota, Metazoa, Arthropoda, Insecta, Coleoptera, Lampyridae. Bases 127 to 780 code for a protein of 217 amino acids. Gene Ontology annotation, biological process: aerobic respiration; electron transport coupled proton transport; mitochondrial respiratory chain complex I assembly. The transcript is spliced from 3 exons. Gene Ontology annotation, molecular function: quinone binding; NADH dehydrogenase (ubiquinone) activity; 4 iron, 4 sulfur cluster binding. The record is from RefSeq and is a predicted model, not a curated record.
GGGCUACCAACACCAUAAACCAAAUUUUCCUACUGCUAUUUUUAUCAUAAGUUAGGUUAAGUUGUUAUGAAUUACGUAAAUAUCUGUAAAUAAGUUCUUUCCAAGGAGAUUAAACGCACUUCACUGAUGUUGCGGUCAGCAAUAACCCCCUGCGCUACGGGGUUGACUUCCAGCAAUGCUGCAAAGCUACUCGCAGGACACUUCAGCGUCACCUACAGAUUGCAAUCAACCAAACCGGAGACCAAUGUGGCAAAUAGAGAUGAGACGAAGCCGGCCGAACGUUACUACUCCCCCUUUCAAAAGACCAGCAAUCUUGCCGAGUACUCGUUUGCACGACUGGACGACUUGCUGAAUUGGGGCCGCAAAACUUCGCUAUGGCCGAUGACUUUCGGUUUGGCGUGCUGCGCGGUCGAGAUGAUGCACAUUGCGGCACCGCGAUACGACAUGGACAGGUACGGGGUGGUUUUCCGUGCGUCUCCACGUCAGGCGGACGUCGUUAUAGUAGCUGGUACGCUUACGAAUAAAAUGGCACCUGCUUUAAGAAAAAUUUAUGAUCAAAUGCCGGAGCCACGAUGGGUGAUUUCUAUGGGCAGUUGCGCUAACGGAGGUGGAUAUUACCAUUAUUCUUACUCGGUAGUUAGAGGUUGUGAUCGCAUUAUUCCGGUCGAUAUUUACGUACCUGGUUGUCCUCCUACUGCUGAGGCUCUAUUGUAUGGUGUGUUACAGUUGCAGAAAAAGGUGAAAAGGAUGAGUACAAUUAAUAUGUGGUAUCGUAAAUAAGCUCUAAAAUCUUCUAGUUGUAUUUAUUAAAAGAUGUAAUCCGUUUUGAGACUUGUGUCUCUCUAAUAAAGAUCACAUUUUUACAC